AUGGCUUCUCUGCACACGGCGCCUAACCCGACGCCUGGCACUGCUGGCCUCUCUAACCUCACCCAGCAAAAUGUCCAAGACAUUCUUCAAAAGUACAAACAGAUGCAAGAACGAGGUGUCCGCCCUGAUGAUCCCGAGUUCAUGCAGGCCCACAACAUGCUCGCUGCUAUUCAGCGGCAAUCAGCCUACCAAAAGCAACAGCGCAUCCAAGCCCAGCAACAGCGCCAGCAACAACAGCAGCAACAGCAGCAGAUGAAUGGAGCCACCCCUGAGGCUGCCCCCAAUGGUACUCAUGGUCGCACCGCAUCUGCUUCUUCGGCCACUGGGACCCCCCAGGACAUCUCGGGCGGAGCCAAAAAUGCAACAGUUGGCAGCGGGAGCUUCUCUCCAGAGCAAUUGGCCACCCUUCGCAACCAGAUCCUGGCUUUUAAGAUGCUGUCCAAAAACCUCGCAAUCCCACCCCGCGUUCAACAGCAGCUUUUCGCAAACAAGUUGUCUCAAACGCCCACCCCCACAGACACUGUUGGCACAGCCGAGAAGGUUAUCGAUGCGGCGGAUAAGCCCUCAACGCAAGCCCCAGAAAGUGUAGAGCCUGAAGACUUUGGCCGAGACUGGUACGGAAGUUUCCAGUCUCCAUACGACUCCCUCUCCGAUACCAUCAGCUACACAGACCACGCCAAUCGCGCAAACCGUGUACGAAUCCCUGCGCUCUUGCCACCAGGUAUUGACCUGGAACAAGUUCGCGAGGACCGUGAAGUUUCAAUCUACAACAAGAUUGUGGCCCGAAAGGCAGAGCUUGCUCAGCUUCCCGCUAAUCUUGGUGUGUGGGAUACUAGCAAGAGCGAUACCCCUUCAUAUGAUGACUCGCUCAAGUUGAAGGCCUUGAUUGAGUACAAAGCCCUCUCUCUCUUGCCUAAGCAACGCCAGUUCCGGAAGCAACUCCAGAAUGAGAUGUUUCACUACGAUAAUCUCGGCAUGACUGCUAAUCGUUCGAGUCAUCGUCGUAUGAAGAAGCAGUCUCUGCGUGAAGCUCGCAUCACCGAGAAACUUGAGAAGCAGCAGCGCGAUGCUCGUGAAACCCGUGAAAAGAAGAAGCAGUAUGAUCAGCUGCAAGCUAUUCUCAACCACAGCGCCGAACUUGCCAACGCUUCCGUACAGCAACGCACUCGCUCACAGAAGCUGGGUCGCAUGAUGAUCUCACACCACCAGCACAUGGAACGCGAGGAGCAGAGACGCGUGGAGCGAACUGCUAAGCAGCGUCUCCAGGCCUUGAAGGCUAACGAUGAGGAGACGUACCUCAAGCUCUUGGGACAGGCCAAGGAUUCUCGUAUCUCUCACCUACUCAAGCAGACCGACAACUUCCUCAAGCAGCUUGCUGCGUCCGUCAAGGAACAACAACGUAACUUGGCUCAGCGCUAUGGCGAAGAACAAGACUUUGAUGAUGAGUCAGACCAGGAGAUUCUUGAUAGCGAAAAUGAGGAAGAAGAGACCAGCAACGGAAAGAAAAAGGUUGACUACUAUGCUGUUGCUCACCGUAUAAAUGAGGAGGUCACUUCACAGCCUACAAUUCUUCAGGGCGGUACCCUGAAGGAGUACCAGCUGAAGGGUCUCCAAUGGAUGAUUUCACUUUACAACAACAACCUCAACGGUAUCUUGGCAGACGAGAUGGGUCUUGGAAAGACCAUUCAGACUAUCAGUUUGAUUACGCAUAUCAUCGAAAAGAAGCAAAAUAAUGGCCCCUUCUUGGUCAUUGUUCCGCUUUCUACCCUCACCAAUUGGAACAUUGAAUUCGACAAGUGGGCACCAACAGUACAGAAGGUUGUCUACAAGGGUCCGCCUAAUGCACGAAAGCAACAGCAGCAGCAGAUCCGUUGGGGCAACUUCCAGGUAUUGCUGACCACCUACGAAUACAUCAUUAAGGAUCGUCCAGUUCUCAGCAAGAUCAAGUGGACGCACAUGAUUGUUGAUGAAGGUCAUCGCAUGAAGAACACACAAUCCAAACUGAGCAGCACCCUCUCAACCUAUUAUACCAGCCGUUACCGUCUCAUUCUGACAGGUACCCCCUUGCAAAACAACUUGCCCGAGCUAUGGGCUCUCCUCAACUUCGUCCUACCUAAUAUUUUCAAGUCCGUCAAGUCGUUCGACGAGUGGUUCAACACUCCAUUCGCCAAUACCGGUGGGCAAGACCGCAUGGACCUAAGCGAAGAAGAGCAACUUCUCGUUAUUCGCCGUCUUCACAAGGUUCUUCGUCCCUUCCUGCUGAGACGUCUUAAGAAGGAUGUCGAGAAGGAUCUGCCCGACAAGCAGGAGCGUGUCAUCAAGUGUCGGUUCUCCGCCCUGCAGACCAAGUUGUACAAGCAGCUCGUCACGCACAACAAGAUGGCUGUCAGCGACGGCAAAGGUGGAAAGACUGGUAUGCGUGGUCUGAGCAAUAUGCUGAUGCAAUUGCGAAAGCUUUGCAACCAUCCUUUCGUCUUCGAGCCUGUUGAGGAUCAAAUGAACCCCACUCGCAUGUCAAACGAUCUUCUUUGGCGUACUGCAGGAAAGUUUGAGCUUCUUGAUCGUGUCCUGCCCAAGUUCCGUGCCACUGGUCACCGUGUCUUGAUGUUCUUCCAGAUGACACAGAUUAUGAAUAUUAUGGAGGAUUUCCUUCGUCUGCGUGGCUUGAAGUACCUUCGUCUUGACGGUUCCACAAAAUCCGACGAUCGAUCGGAGCUGCUGAGACAGUUCAACGAGCCUGGGUCCGAAUAUUUCUGUUUCUUGCUCUCCACUCGUGCUGGUGGUCUCGGUCUGAACUUGCAGACCGCAGAUACUGUCAUUAUUUAUGAUUCCGAUUGGAAUCCUCACCAGGAUUUGCAGGCCCAGGAUCGUGCUCACCGUAUUGGACAGAAGAACGAAGUUCGCAUUCUGCGACUGAUCAGUUCCAAUUCCGUCGAAGAGAAGAUUCUUGAGCGUGCUCAGUUUAAGUUGGACAUGGAUGGCAAGGUUAUCCAGGCCGGAAAGUUCGAUAACAAAUCCACCAACGAAGAGCGAGAUGCGCUUCUGCGAACCCUUCUGGACACAGCAGAGGCAGCAGAUUCUAUUGGUGACCACGACGAAAUGGAUGAUGAUGAUCUCAACGAUAUUAUGGCCCGUUCCGAAGACGAAAUCGGUAUCUUCCAAGAAAUGGACAGACAGCGAAUCGCCAAUGAUCAAUAUGGUCCUGGCCACCGCUACCCUCGUCUGAUGUGUGAAGCAGAGUUGCCAGAAAUCUACUUGCAAGAGGACAACCCUGUCACAGAAGAGGUCGAGGUUGAGGUUACUGGCCGUGGUGCCCGUGAACGCAAGGUCACCAAGUAUGAUGAUGGCCUUACGGAAGAGCAGUGGCUAAUGGCAGUGGAUGCCGACGAUGACACAAUCGAAGCUGCCAUUGCCCGAAAACAGGCUCGCGUUGAGCGUCGCAAAUCCAACAAAAAUAGUCGUGGUCUGGGUGAUGACGAGUCAUCUCCUGAGCCCGAGCCUGAGAUUGAAGAGGAUGAGACUCCCAAGAAGCGUCGUCGCGGCCCUCCUCCCAAACGCAAGGCUGAAGAAAUUGUCGAUGAGACUCCUCAGCCCAAGCGCAAGAGAGGUCGUCAGCCCAAGGUGCCGGACACUCUCAACCCGGCUGAUCGUGCAACCUUGACUACUAUUCUCGACAACACUAUUCAGUCCUUGCUAGAAAUGGAGGCUGAGGUUCCCCCAGAAGGCUCUGACAGCGAAGAAGGACCCAUAGUCCGUGCAAUUCUGGACCCCUUCAUGAAGCCUCCUCCUCGCUCCCUAUACCCCGACUACUAUAUGAUCAUCCAGAAGCCUAUUGCCAUGGACGCAAUCCAGAAGAAGGUCAAGCGAGGCGACUACCAAAAUCUCAGAGGCUUCGUCGAUGAUAUCCACCUGCUUUGCCAGAAUGCCCGCACGUACAAUGAGGACACCAGUAUUUUGUUCCAAGAUGCCAAUGACAUCGAGGCCAAGUGUAUGUCUGAACUGAAGAGACAUACCGAUGAACACCCUCAGUUCACCCUCUUCGACAGCCAGUCUGUUGGUGAGGGAUCGACCGGGCUUGCCUCGGGCGCGGACACACCGAUGACUGCCGGUACCCCCGGACAGAAGCUGAAACUCACUUUCAGCAACCCUAACCGGGACACACCCAACGGUGGUGACGAGGAAUAA
Molecule: messenger RNA, 4185 nt
Organism: Penicillium nucicola
Lineage: Eukaryota; Fungi; Ascomycota; Eurotiomycetes; Eurotiales; Aspergillaceae
Product: putative RSC complex subunit (Sth1)
Exons: 4
Coding region: 1-4185 (1394 amino acids)
Biological process (GO): positive regulation of transcription by RNA polymerase II
Cellular component (GO): nucleus
Molecular function (GO): histone binding; DNA binding; ATP binding
Source: RefSeq, a predicted model, not a curated record